GCGUGGCCACUGCCGGGCGGGCGCGGGGGACGCGCGGGGCCGGGCAGCCGCGGUCAUGGCGGCCGGAGGCGCCGGCGCCGCGCGCUCGGCGCCGGAGCCCGUGCCCGAGGCGCCGCUGCAGUACAGCGUGCUCCUGCAGCACCUGGUGGGCGACCAGCGGCAGCCGCGGCUGCUGGAGCCCGGCCGCCUGGGCGGCAUCCCCAGCCCGGUCAAGAGCGAGGAGCAGAAGAUGGUGGAGAGGGCCAUGGAGAGCUGCGCCUUCAAGGCCGCGCUGGCCUGUGUGGGAGGAUUUGUCUUGGGAGGUGCAUUUGGGGUGUUCACUGCCGGCAUUGAUACCAACGUGGGCUUUGACCCCAAGGACCCUUACCGGACGCCAACAGCAAAGGAAGUCCUUAAAGACAUGGGACAGAGAGGCGUGUCCUACGCCAAGAAUUUCGCCAUCGUGGGGGCCAUGUUCUCUUGCACUGAGUGUUUGGUAGAAUCUUAUCGGGGGAAGUCGGACUGGAAGAACAGUGUCAUUAGUGGCUGCAUCACUGGCGGGGCCAUUGGUUUUAGAGCUGGCCUCAAGGCGGGUGUCAUCGGCUGUGGCGGUUUCUCUGCUUUCUCUGCUGCCAUCGAUUAUUACCUCCGGUGAGAGUCAUUCUCCCCAAGAAGACCCCCUGCUCAGACCCUGGAGCUGGAGUGUGGAUGUGGGGGGCAGUUUCUGCACCACUCCUGUACUCCUUUGGGUUCUGUGGACAUUUCUUUCUGGUGUUGGUGUGGUGAGGGGGUCCUCCAGCCUCGGAGAACCCCCUUCUCUUUGUGCCUUGGCGGCGGGGUGGGUCUGGAGGGGGCUCUCCCACUUCCCUGAAGGAACUGAGCUCCGCAGCUGGCCACGGGUGGGAACAGGUGACGUUGCUUCCACCUGGCAGCUCUGUCGUUGGCCCUCCCAUGUGGUAGGGCAGGUGAGUGAAGUAAAUGAUGUGGGCCAG
Sorex fumeus (smoky shrew) is the source of this 971-nucleotide messenger RNA. It is a transcript of the gene TIMM22, whose product is annotated as translocase of inner mitochondrial membrane 22. Lineage: Eukaryota; Metazoa; Chordata; Mammalia; Eulipotyphla; Soricidae. Gene Ontology annotation, cellular component: TIM22 mitochondrial import inner membrane insertion complex. Gene Ontology annotation, molecular function: transmembrane protein transporter activity. The transcript is spliced from 4 exons. The coding region runs from base 56 to 634 and encodes 192 amino acids. The record is from RefSeq and is a predicted model, not a curated record. Gene Ontology annotation, biological process: protein insertion into mitochondrial inner membrane.